Messenger RNA from Trichoderma breve, 921 nucleotides. RefSeq lists its product as uncharacterized. The coding region runs from base 1 to 921 and encodes 306 amino acids. The record is from RefSeq and is a predicted model, not a curated record. The transcript has 6 exons. Gene Ontology annotation, biological process: mycotoxin biosynthetic process. Lineage: Eukaryota; Fungi; Ascomycota; Sordariomycetes; Hypocreales; Hypocreaceae.
AUGCGACCUUGGAGACAAGUCGUAAAAGAUCUAGUUAGUCGGCCGCAUAUAUACUUUGCCGUGCCAUCCUCAAAUCUUGAAAAGUCAUUACGAACUUCAGACGAAGAUAGUCUUGACGACCAAGAGGGUGCGCGUGCUCUCUUAGGGGAUGAUGUUUACCCUCUCUACCACCCUUAUCGACGCUUUGGCGUCUUCAGCAUCAUCAUGGCUGUCAGCGUCUUGGCUCUUACCGCAGCUGGAGCCUUUCUGCUUGGAAAGGCAUGGCAACCUCAUCUUGACGAGAAAUGCAUGAGGCACAGCUCAACCUACUCGACCGUAAUGAAGCAGGUCAGUAAUAAGCUACAUGAUGUCAAGUUCAACGGCACUCUCGGGAAGAAUUCGCAGUUCACUGGCCAUUGGGGAGACCCAAACGAAGCCAUGGACCGCGAAUGGAACAAAUGGGGUUUUGUCAAAUAUGCAAGUUUUUCUCGUGACGAAUUUGCCGCAAUGGGCAUGGACUUGGAAGGGUCUGCCAGGUUCACUGAAGAGUACGGAGGAGGGUAUAUUGGAUUCCUCGAGAUCAGCCACAAAAUGCAUUGUCUCAAUGUAAUCCGGCAAGCAUAUCACCGAGAGUACUACGAAAGACCAGAAAACAAAAAAUGGGCAACCUGGCUGAACGACAGACCGAUUACCGUAAAAGUGCACAUCAACCACUGCUUUGAAAUGCUUCGGCAGAACAUCAUGUGCAGCGCCGACGUCGGCGUCAUCCCGCACCACUGGGUAAAGGACAUCCCGGAUCCCUUUGCCAACUUCAACACUGUGCAUAAAUGCCGCGACCUGGACAGUGUGGCUAAGUGGAUUGAAGACCAUGAGGUAGCACCUCCACCAGAAACUGGAUAUCCGAUGCCAGCAGAUUCCAAGGUUUGGGAAAAGGCGCCCUAA